AGAGCCUAAGCGGGUGAGCGAGCGAGAGAGAGAGCGAGGGGGAAGGAAGGAGGGAGGAGAGGCGAGAGGAGGACGCGCAGUAAACGACACAUAAUGCACAGCGAGUAAGGGGAACGUAAGCUGUCAGAGUCCUGAGCUGCACACAGAUCUCAUUAAAGGAUGUAUCGACCGUCGCAGCACAGUGUGUGUGGAGCCUGACAUUCCUCGCAGGGCUGUGUGUGAUUGUCCCUUCUGUUUUCUGACCAUUAUCACUGCGCCUGCUUCAUUGGCGAGCGUGUUUGGACAUCUAACCCCCCACCCCCCCACUUCCUGAGGUCUGUCGCCACGACAACCAUGGACUGCGGAUUGCGUCUGCCGCCCGUCAUUGAGGAGGUCUUGGAACCUGCAGAUGAUGUGUGUGACUUGAAAGCGGAGCGGCCAGGUAUAGGCAGUGAAAUGACCAAAGAGCGAGGCUCGUUAGAGGACAACGAGGAGAGAGACCAGGAGGAGGUGGAGGUCGGAAACGGAGAGAAGGGGCAGGAGGAUGAGCGGGAGAAGAAAGAGGUGAAGGAGGAGACGGUGGAGGAGGAGAAGGAGGGGGACAGAGAGGAGCAGAGAGGAGUGGAUGAUGAAGAUGAGCUGGAGGUUCUGAGGUCGCAGGUGGUGCAGCUGCUCCUGGAGCUGGAGGAGACCAGAGAGGUGUCACAACGACAGGAGGAGAGCUACAACGAGCUUCAGGGUCUUUUGGAGGAAGAGCGGCUGGCAAGCGCCCACCAGGCCGAGAGUUUUACGAGACAGAUCCAGAGACUUCAAGCUCAGCUGCGUUCGGUGCAAGAGGAGCUGGACAGUCUUGAGGAGGAGAAGGCCAGCGAGCUGUGGGAGGCGCAGGAGGAGCUGCGUGUGGCACAGGAGGAGGUGCAGGAGCUGCAGCAGGCGGCGGAGGAGGCCGCAGCCGAGCGGGAGAAUGACAUCGCUCUGCUGCAGGAGGAACUGUGCCGUCUGCGUGCCGAACUGGAGCGUCUGCGUGGCACCACGCAGGAGUACGAGCUGGAGCUCACCACACUGCGGGCCGAAAUCAGCAUGAAGAACCAGCGCAGAGAAGAGCAGGAGAAAGCAGGAGAAGAAGGUGACAUGGACCAGCUGAUGGAGGAGUGUCGCUCCUUGAAAGACGUGUGUCAGACUCUAAAGAACGACAACAAGCAGCUCUCUGAGAAACUGGAGAUGCUGGAGCAGCAGCGAGCCAGCUCAGCUGAUUCAUUCCUGGCACUGAAAGUAGAGCAGAAUGAUGGAGAAAAUGACACAGGAAAAGAUGUAGAGAAGGAGGUGAUGGCCGAGGGAUUCGUCAGCACGUUGGAAGUAGGAGGUGGGGAAUGGGUGGACGGUUAUACCCAAAAGAACAUCUCGUUUGAGGGCAAACCCAUCACCCCGACGAGCGUGAGUGGAGGGUUCUCAGAGGUGUUCUCCCUCAGAGACCAGCUGAAACAGGCCGAGGAGAAAGCAUCACAGGUCCAGAGUGAGUGUGAGGGACUAAAAGGCGAGCUUAUGGAACUGCAGGGGCUGUAUGAGAGCAGCCAGAGGGAGAGGGCGGAUUUAGAGGCGGAGCUUCAGCACUGUAGGGCGGAGCUUGAUCGGCUGGCUGGGAGGAAGGCUCAGAGCUCCACUCCUUCGUCUGAGUGCCCUAUUCUCUCCAUACCCUUCAUAGGAAUGGUUGUAAUAAUGGGCCUGAUAUGGUGCUGCUGGAAGGAGCUCUUGUCCUAAAGGGGAAAGGAGAGUGAGGGAGACUGGAACCUGGUGAUGGUUGUUGCGGUGGUAGCAGCAGCAGUUCUUCUCAUUCCCAGUUUCACUAGAGCUCUGGCCUGAGUGCUGGACAGGAAGUGACCUCAUCAUCCCACUCUGCCCAUGGUACACAAUUCUAUCACCCGACCACACUUAACCACCAAUGGGAACUGAAAACCAUCACUCGCCUGGGACAUACGGGAACACUAUAACAAAUGGCUUCCAAACUUCAUGGCUUCUUGGUGUGCAUUAUGAUGCUGGUUGUUUGCUGUUUCAACUGCUUUCCUCUGCUUUUGUAGACAAUCAUAUCUAUUUCAACCAGCAGUGCUACAGUCACUGAUGCCAUGCUGUGGGUUUUUAAAUGGCCAGAACAGAGGACGACUCCAAGUGCUUCUAAUUGGUCUGACUCCUCGAUUUCCAUUUCUUCAGUUGUUUUUUCUUUCCCAAAACUAUUCGCCUUAUCACUUUACGCUAGAACAUUUGCACAUUUUACCUCUAUAAACAGAUUCCUGAUCUCUUGGGGACUGAAGAGGACAAAAUUCUUCAUCAACAUUGCUUUGUGCUUCAUUGCUUUUCGAUUAGGUAGGAGCAUGCAGUACUUAUUUAAUCUUCCUGGAUCUUCCCAUUUAAAAUAAUUACGUACCGAAGUCUUAAUACUGUCAGAAUUGUUUGUGUUUAGGUUCAAUAACCGAGAACUUCCUUCACUUUAGACCAUGGCAUGUUCUCUUUGGUUUCUAACUCAAAAGCUUUGUAGUUAACUGUACAGUACUUCUCUAUAUGCUAGCAAAGGAGAAUACUCAUGUGAUGCAUACUAUUUGUCAUUUUUACAUUAAUUUUGCUGAAAAAAAAAAUCCAGAUUUUGAAGACUCCAGGUGGUUUAAGGUUAUUACAGCAGGUAACCAUGCUUAUUUUAAACUUACAGAUAUUUUUGUAGCUGAAUUGUUUAUUCCAAGACAUGAAAUUUGUAGAUUGAUUUUGUGUGUGAAGAUUGAUAAAUGAUGCUUAAGAGUGAUAGAUAUUUUUAUACAAAGACUGAAUAAUGUACAAGCUAAAAGAACACUAAAAAAUUCUGAAAGGAGUGUAAUGAACAAGCACAGAUCUACUGUAAUUCCACGAUGCAUUGAUGAUUAUUUGCUGUUGUUGUUUUUAUUUCAUUUUUUUGCAUGUUUGCAAUGACAAAACACAGAUGACUUCUAUGUCUAUACAAUCUCUUCUCUGCAAGGAAUCUGACAGAGUUGGAACAUUUUUACAGAAAGAACAAAAUGGCAUGAACUGGUAGUUCUCAACUGGUGCCGGGACCCAAAAAUAAAUCGCAGGUCAUUUAUUUCAGGAUAAACAAUUUUUAAAUAAAGUUAAAAUACUGUAGCAAAAUGAAAAAGCUUAUAAAUAAUGACCUGAAAUGCAUAUCUUUUUGUAGUCAGUAAAUCUUCCCAAAUCAUUUCAUGCAUAUCACUGGACCUAUGCAGUUCACGCUAAUAUACAUUUUUGACAUUAUUUUUAAAACAACAUUUUUUUUUAUAGUGUAUUUGGUUUUCACUUGAUGUCAAACCAGUUGAGAACUACUGUCAUAAACCCUUACAGAAAAACCAUAACAAAGAUGUUUCUUACAAAGCAAUUUAAAUCUGUAGCAUAAAUAAAUAGCAUGAAUUGAUUAUCUAGUUAAUAAUAAUGCUAGAAGCAGAAACUUCCAUACUGCCUUUCACAAAAAAAGUUAUAAUGGUAAGAAACGUGUCUUAAAUUAUGUAUAUUUCACUAAAGACAUUUAAAACUGAGAAAUGUGUACUUAUAUGUAGCUUUUUACAUCAGAGGUUACAAAUUUGAGUUCUUUGUGUGGAUUUGGGAUUACAACAGCUGUACCUUCAUUUAUGAAGAUUAAUAAUAGUGUCACUGAACUCAUAUCCAUGUAAUGGUUCUAGUAAAUACAUGCGUUAAGCCUUGAGGUACUAUUGUUAUGAACAAAAUCUUUGACUUUAUAUUUACAGUAUUUAUUGCUAUAUAAUCAUUUCUGGUAUACACACAAGUUGUCUUCACCUGAUGUCUUUUGGUGUCAUUUUCAACGAACCGCACAAAGUAGACUUCUUAUCAAAGUGACUUAAUCAUAGUAGACAUAUGUGCUUGUAGACGGCUGACUAGCGCUGUGGCAGUGAUCUUUGUAGUGUGGUUUUAAGACCUGGCAUUAGUUGUUGUUGAGUGUUUGGGAAUAUCUGCCGUAUCCCAAAGUUGUUCCAGUGCUGUUUUCUGCUCCUGUUUAUAGACUCAAAACUCAGUGGUAGCACAACUGAAUGUUCAAUGUUUCAAUGGUCAGCUGACUUUCUAUGAAACACUGCAUGCUACACAGUGAUUUGUCAAAAAAUUAAAAAAGUGCUAUUUGUCCUGCACUGCAUUAGAAGGUUUGUUACUUGGAUGAGAUUGAAUAUGAACAUUUUCACAUCUAAAGAGGUGAAUUUAUUUUACUGUUCCACUCAGCACUUGUAAAUGAUGUAAUAUGUACAGAUCGUGUAUUUGCAUGUCUGUGGAAGUAGAUUCUGCAUGCUGAGUGAUAGAAACCAGUGGUAGAUUUUAGCUCUUGUGACGAUUUCGUACGAUUAGAGUUUGCACGAUUUGUUUAAAUCCAAAUUAACCAAGUUUUUAAACUGUUUGCUUUUGUUUUGUGUUGAAGAUGAAGAACAAUGCCAUUUAUGUCCUCUUUUAAUUUGAUUUAUCUGUACACUUUUGCUGUGGAUGACACCAUUAUGAUUUGAAACUGUCCAGAAUAUUUCCAAAUAUGCAAUCAGAGCAAUCAACUUUUGGAAAGCCCAGGCUUUCUCCAAGUGGACCUUAUUAUGAACCAUUACAUAAAAUGAUUCACUUUAUCAAUGAAUUUUGAAUGUCGUGUUGUCUUUAAUUUAAAGGAAUAGUUCCCCCAAAUAUUUAUUCACUAUCAGGGCUCAGGCUAUCCUAAUGUAGAGUUUGUUUAUUCAGAUUUGGAGAAAUGUAACAUUACAUCACUUGCUCACCAAUUGAUAAUCUGCAGUGAAUGGGUGCCAUCAGAAUUAGAGUCCAAACAGCUGAUAAAAAUAUGAUAAUAAUCCAAAAGUGUGACAGGAGUGGAUCAAUUAUGGUCUUGUUCAUCAGCUGUUUGGACUCCAUCCAUUCACUGCAGAG
Molecule: messenger RNA, 4899 nt
Organism: Carassius carassius (crucian carp)
Lineage: Eukaryota; Metazoa; Chordata; Actinopteri; Cypriniformes; Cyprinidae
Product: coiled-coil domain-containing protein 136-like
Exons: 10
Coding region: 334-1737 (467 amino acids)
Biological process (GO): acrosome assembly; single fertilization
Cellular component (GO): acrosomal membrane
Source: RefSeq, a predicted model, not a curated record